AUCGCCGGCUCGGCCGCCCGCGCUUCGAGUCCAGGUGCGAAGCGGCCGGGAAGUUCUGGGACCCCAGUGCCGCCAGUACCGCCCCAGUAUGGUCCAGGAGGAGCGCGCUGGGCAUCGGCUCCGGCCGGAGAGAGGGAAUUAAAAGAGUUGGGAAGAUGUGAGCGGCGCCUCGGCGGCAGGCGGUGUCCCGCGGAGCCAGGAGCGAAGUACUCAGUAAAUUGUUUAUGUCGUGCCAAUACAGGACAGAUUGAAGAAGGAAGCAAGACUUGAACUGGGCUUUUCUCCUACUGAUCACAGGGAGUAAAGUCAUCUCUUAUAUUCCAGUCGCCAAGGAGAGAGAGAGAGAGAGAGAGAGAAAAUCAAGCAACAACCAACCCACCCCGUAUCUGACAUUUCCCUCAAUUUUAACCCCUUUUGGUUAGGAGCUGGUUUUGCCCAAAUUUGUUUUAAUGUUUGGGAUUCAGGAAAAUAUACCGAGAGGUGGGACGACCAUGAAAGAAGAACCGCUGGGCAGUGGGAUGAACCCCGUCCGCUCAUGGAUGCAUACUGCUGGGGUAGUGGAUGCUAACACGGCCGCCCAAAGCGGCGUGGGGCUGGCUCGGGCACAUUUCGAGAAACAGCCGCCUUCCAAUCUCAGAAAAUCCAAUUUUUUCCACUUCGUCUUAGCUCUGUACGACAGGCAGGGACAGCCGGUGGAGAUUGAGAGAACAGCUUUUGUGGACUUUGUGGAGAAAGAGAAAGAGCCAAACAAUGAAAAAACUAACAAUGGGAUUCAUUAUAAACUUCAGUUAUUGUAUAGCAAUGGAGUUAGGACAGAGCAGGACCUGUACGUUCGGCUAAUAGACUCCAUGACCAAACAGGCCAUCGUGUACGAAGGGCAGGACAAGAACCCCGAGAUGUGCCGGGUGCUCCUGACACACGAGAUCAUGUGCAGCCGGUGCUGUGACAAGAAAAGUUGUGGCAACAGGAACGAAACCCCCUCAGACCCCGUUAUCAUUGACAGAUUCUUUCUAAAGUUUUUCCUCAAGUGCAAUCAGAACUGUUUGAAGAAUGCAGGCAACCCACGAGACAUGCGAAGAUUCCAGGUUGUUGUAUCAACAACAGUCAAUGUGGAUGGCCACGUGCUGGCUGUCUCAGACAACAUGUUUGUACACAACAAUUCCAAACACGGGAGGCGGGCUCGCCGCCUUGACCCCUCAGAAGGUACGGCCCCUUCUUAUCUGGAAAAUGCUACUCCGUGCAUAAAGGCCAUCAGUCCUAGUGAAGGCUGGACUACUGGUGGGGCUACUGUCAUCAUAAUCGGAGACAACUUCUUUGAUGGCUUACAAGUCGUAUUUGGAACUAUGUUGGUCUGGAGUGAGCUGAUAACACCCCACGCCAUCAGAGUUCAAACACCACCACGGCACAUUCCAGGAGUUGUUGAAGUAACUCUUUCCUACAAAUCCAAACAGUUCUGCAAAGGUGCUCCCGGCCGAUUCGUCUACACUGCCCUUAACGAACCCACCAUAGAUUACGGCUUCCAGAGGUUGCAGAAAGUUAUUCCUCGACAUCCAGGUGAUCCCGAAAGGUUACCAAAGGAAGUAUUACUUAAGAGAGCAGCAGACCUUGUUGAAGCCCUAUAUGGGAUGCCCCAUAACAACCAGGAAAUAAUCCUGAAACGAGCAGCUGACAUUGCUGAGGCGUUGUACAGCGUGCCCCGCAACCACAACCAGAUCCCCACUCUAGCCAACACUCCCGCCCACACCGGCAUGAUGGGCGUCAACUCCUUCAGCAGCCAGCUCGCCGUCAAUGUCUCCGAAACAUCACAAGCCAACGACCAAGUAGGUUACAGUCGCAACACAAGCAGUGUUUCCCCGCGAGGAUAUGUUCCCAGCAGUACUCCUCAGCAGUCCAAUUACAACACAGUCAGCAAUAGCAUGAAUGGAUAUGGCAAUGCCGGCAUGCCCAAUCUAGGUGUACCAGGUUCCCCUGGAUUUCUUAAUGGCUCCUCAGCUAACUCUCCUUAUGGCAUAGUGCCGUCAAGCCCUACCAUGGCAGCCUCUUCGGUCACCCUCCCUUCAAACUGUAGCAGUACACACGGCAUUUUCUCAUUCUCACCUGCCAAUGUCAUCUCUGCAGUGAAACAAAAGAGCGCCUUCGCUCCUGUUGUCAGGCCCCAAGCCUCUCCUCCACCAUCUUGCACCAGUGCAAAUGGAAAUGGACUUCAAGCCAUGUCCGGGCUUGUAGUCCCGCCAAUGUAAAGUCACUUUUGUUUACCUACCGUAGCACCAAGCUGCAGAGGAUGGGCUUAGGGGACAAGUUUAGUAUAUUAAGACAUGCUGAUGGAAGCAGUAUCUUCACACAGAAUCAGCAACAAAAUCGAAAUGCUACAGGAAAAAAAAACAAACCCACAAAAAAACCCCCACAAAAAAAAAAAAGAAAAAAAAAAAAAGACUUUGUUUAAAGAUUUUAUUUAAACUAUUAAGAAUCUACAUGCAAACAACCUACUUCUUCAUGAACAAUUCCAUUUUAUUGACUGAAUUUUUCUCAUAUUUUCACAUUUCUCAGUCCUGGAGAAUAAGGAAAAAGCGACGCCUAUUUUGUAUAAAGUUUCUGAUUACGUCUUGGCUAUGUCUAGUACUUGCUAUGUGUUGGGAGAAACUUUGUGGAUGCACCAUUUUGAUUAUCAUGAAACACUGAUGAAAAAUGCCUCCGAACAUUUUUCUGUACUCAUAACUAGAUUCACAAUGGUUGUGUAUCUCUAUAAUGUGAAAUAUUUUUUUGUGGUGGAAAAAAAAAAAAUAAAAAGGGGGCCAAGGAGGUUAUGAGCCA
Molecule: messenger RNA, 2811 nt
Organism: Poecile atricapillus (Black-capped chickadee)
Lineage: Eukaryota; Metazoa; Chordata; Aves; Passeriformes; Paridae
Gene: EBF3
Product: EBF transcription factor 3
Exons: 17
Coding region: 450-2240 (596 amino acids)
Biological process (GO): regulation of transcription by RNA polymerase II
Molecular function (GO): DNA-binding transcription factor activity, RNA polymerase II-specific; RNA polymerase II cis-regulatory region sequence-specific DNA binding
Source: RefSeq, a predicted model, not a curated record